Aspergillus bombycis is the source of this 1200-nucleotide messenger RNA. RefSeq lists its product as uncharacterized. The coding region runs from base 1 to 1200 and encodes 399 amino acids. Gene Ontology annotation, molecular function: glycosyltransferase activity. The record is from RefSeq and is a predicted model, not a curated record. The transcript is spliced from 2 exons. Lineage: Eukaryota; Fungi; Ascomycota; Eurotiomycetes; Eurotiales; Aspergillaceae.
AUGGACUUUUCCAUUCCAGCAGCAUAUCGUGACAAGCUGACACCCGUCGAAGUGACGGAUGAGCGGACAGAUGGAGAAAUACUGGCUACUUUUCAAGAGUAUCAACCAGUAACAUCAGAGAAGAAUGUCUGGGCCUAUUGGCAUGCGGGGGUCGAGAAUAUGCCCAAGUGGUGCCAGAAAAAUGUCAUUGACUGGGUCCGUAUUCUUGGGCCGGGGUGGACAGUUCGCGUACUGGACAACGUGCCUGGCUCCCCAAACAACACUCUUUGCUAUGUUCCAGACAGCCUCCUACCACCAGCGUUUGUGGACCGCACGAUGGAUGGACCGUUUCUCGGCCAGCAUGGAGCGGACCUGACACGCUCCGCCUGCUUAUAUGAACACGGUGGCGCAUGGAUGGAUGUUGGAAACAUACUGAUUCGACAUCUUGAUCGGGUCUGCUGGGAUGAGCUGGAGGACCCAGACUCCCCAUACCGGGUGGCUAUCCCAAUCAUCUACGGGCUUGUUGGAGGGAACCAUUUUGUGGCGGCACGCAAGAAUGACCCUUUCAUCUACCAAUGGCACCGCCUCUUCACGCAUGUCUGGGGGAACAAGAAGAAUAUCAAAGGAUGCUCGGAGGACCCCUUGAUUGCACCUAUACUGCCCAUGAUGUUCGAGGGUGAGACCGCGGAAUUCGACCCUGACUGGAUUGAUCCCGCUCAGGUACUCGAGUAUAUUACUCAGAUCGUCUGCUGGACACGUCUUUUCUGCUUGGAAGAAGCCGGCGAAGGGUUCUCGGGCGUAGAUUACUGGCAGAACCACAUUUUCGCCUUCAGCUGUCUGGAGGAAGAUUGGCGUGGAGAGUAUGUCACGAGCUUUGUGGGAUUUGGCGAACGCGCAUUCGACGCAUUACAGCUUCCACACUCAGGACCAACGGUCGACCAGUCAUCGGAGAAAUACAAGGAGGCGGAGAAGUUGAUUUGGGAGCUUCUCGCCAGUGCCAGUAUGUGGAAAGUCGCGCAUGCGCCUGGCUUGGCGCGCUCCGUUUAUCUGGGCGGCCUACUCGAUCAGCCAGAGCACGAGGGCAAGGAGGCGCAACCGGGAACUUUUGGGGAGUUAUUGCGGCAGGGGACUGUUCGUCUUCGCCAGACGCGAACAGAUGUGGUGAGGAUGCCCACGCUGCGGCCGAGCACAACCUUGAAGAAAGGAGUCCUGGAGCCGUAA